Messenger RNA from Colletotrichum truncatum, 1842 nucleotides. Its product is annotated as heterokaryon incompatibility protein. NCBI's taxonomy places the organism in Eukaryota, Fungi, Ascomycota, Sordariomycetes, Glomerellales, Glomerellaceae. The record is from RefSeq and is a predicted model, not a curated record.
AUGGAAUACACGGCACAAAAUGCCCCGCAUUACGGGGACGAUCUCCCAGCGACAGCGUGGUAUCGAUUGCUCACGCUAGAACCAUCAGAUCAACCAACAAAUCCUCUGAUAUGUCACCUACAAGCUCAGGAAAUGUCCCGCGCUGGCUCUUAUGAAGCUCUAUCGUAUGUGUGGGGGGACGUAAAGACCCAGAAAACCAUCUUGAUAAAUGACAAGCCAUUCAUAAUCCGUGAAGGGCUGUACAAUGCUUUAAUAGCACUGAGGAGCGACUUUGAGCCCAAAAGGCUCUGGGUAGAUGCUAUUUGUAUCAAUCAAGGCAGCGUUCACGAAAGAAAUUGCCAGGUCCGGCAGAUGAACAAAAUUUACGCCGGCGCCAAGCGCGUCAAUGUCUGGCUUGGAAGGUCUUCUGCCGCGACGGAUCGCGGUAUUGAAUUUCUUAAAUCAUUUGAGAACAUAUCAACCGACGGAUGGGGCGUACAUGAUUCAGAGAGUGCGAAAGUUGAGACUUACUGGAGUCUUUUUGGACCUUUCAUCGAGGGCCUUCGACAAGGUGUAUUGUCUCCCAAUCUUCACGACGCCCUUCAGCUCCUGGAAAAACCUUGGUGGAGGAGAAUGUGGACCCUGCAAGAAAGCGUCUUGUGUCGUUACGUUACGUGCUGGUGUGGACAGAAGUCAUUACCACUUUCUUGCUUCUGGAAUUUCGCAUGGUUCAUUUACCUAUCACUAAAUUACGGACACUGGAGCGGGCAUCCCAUUGAUGCGUCAAUCCCCUGGAAAACUGCAAUAUGGGUGGGAAGACUUGGGAGGAUGGUAGCCAAAGAUGGCAAGAUCCCCCUGCUAGUGGCGCUAGAAGCCUCGUGGAAUCGAGCUGCUUCAGAUCCUAGGGAUAAGAUCAUUGGUCUUCUUGGUCUCGUUGACCAGUCAUCAGGCUUGGCACUUGAGUAUGGCUGGGCAGUUGAGAAGGUCUACCGCAAGGGGUUUGCUGCCGUGCUUCGGGAAACAAAAAAUCUAAGCCCCUUGGGGCUCCUCUCGGAGUUUUCUUUCAAGAGAAACCCAAUGCUACCUUCUUGGGUUCCUGACUUCGAGAUACAUUCCACAUCAGGUAGCAACGAUCUCGCUUCACUAUCGAAGAGCAUCUGGAGUAAAGGAAACUUCAUUAUGAAAAACUCCCUAAUUACAGGGGAAGAUCACAGGGUAAUUACGACGGAAGAAGACGACUCGAUCCUCGUUGUUGAAGGAAUAUCAAUUGAUGUUGUUCUUGAAAUAGGCAAGACAGCUCCAGGAUGGAACCCACUCGACCCAGCUCAUGGCUUUGUUGGAAAUCCAUGGAAAGAGAAGAUGCGAGAAGUUCUUAUGGAAUGGCGAAAAAUGAUCCCAUUGUCGGAUAAAAACUACUCGACGGGAGAGCCUCAAGUUGAUGCUUUCUGGAGAACAGUGUUGACAGACUUACAACAGGGGGGCGCACUCGGGGCGCAACGUCUCAAGGCCCAGGACUUGGAAUUGUUGUCAGAAUUGGAGUCGCAUGAGGGCAUGGAAAACCUUUUGUUAACAUGGGAAGAUCCGAAAAAGCCUGACGCUCGACAACUAAGACUCCUUGAACAACAGAAUCGGAGAUUCUUCAUCACCAGUAAAGGUUACUUUGGGCUUGGGCACCCAUCUUUACAGCCUGGAGAUACAGUUUGCACUUUGAAAGGAGGAGAUGUAAUCUAUGGUCUUCGAGCAACAGAAAACGGUCGGUGGAUUUACGUUGGAGAAGGUUAUCUCCAUGGAGUCAUGGAUGGCGAAAUUACCAAAGCCGCCACGCUAGGGGAGUACUCCUAUCAGACAUUCCGCAUCGAGUAG